Molecule: messenger RNA, 975 nt
Organism: Caenorhabditis elegans
Lineage: Eukaryota; Metazoa; Nematoda; Chromadorea; Rhabditida; Rhabditidae
Gene: sri-77
Product: Serpentine Receptor, class I
Exons: 5
Coding region: 1-975 (324 amino acids)
Source: RefSeq, marked reviewed
AUGGAGGACAUUGAUUUUUCCGAUCCUCGCUGGCUUUUGAAUUAUUUUCAUUUAAUUGGAUUGGUUUCAUUUAUUCUGAAUUCUAUUGGAAUUUAUUUUUUGAUAUUUAACACCAAUCGGUUGGGAAAUUUCAAGUACUAUUUGUUAUUAUUUCAGCUUUCAUGCGUUCUUACGGAUAUUGAUCUUACGAUUCUCGUGCAACCAAUUCCGCUUUUCCCGUUGUUUGCUGGGCAUGUAUAUGGAGUAUUAUUCACAUGGUUUAAUAUGCAGGCAAACACUUCUGCGGUCACUGUUGCAUUUGUGGCCGUAAUUCAACUAGAAAGCCUAAUCGUCUGUUUCGUGAAGAAGCAUCAAGGAGUUGCAAUUCUAUUGAACAAACAUAUUCUGUCAAAAUGCGUAAUAAACGCGUUAUACGUACUUUGCCUGAUUUUUCCAUUUUUCGUCUGCGCAGGUGCGAAUAGCAUUAGUCUCAGUCGGGAAGAUGCGCUGAUCUAUAUCAAGAAGGUCUAUCCGAAAGGGUACUUGCAAUUCUCAAACUUGCCGAAUUUCGUAGUUUAUAUGAAGUCUCAAAACACAAUAAUAUUUCUUGUGACACUUUUUUUUGCUGCAAGUUUUGGGUUCCUAUGUCUAUGUUUUACUAUAUAUGAUAUUAUUCGUAUGAUGGCUGACUUGAAACUUCGAAUAUCCAAAGUGGCUUACGAGAAGCAUAGCGAAGCUCUUCGAAGUGUGAUCAUCCAGUUUAUAACCGCUGUGUUGUGUAUGGCGGGUCCGAUGAUACAGGUUCUGAUCUUAGUUUUCGAAAUUCCACAAAUGAAUUUCAUAUCUGAAUUAAUAUUCGCUUGGUUCGCAACUCAUUCAUCAAUUAACAUGGUUUCUCUAUUUAUAUUUUUCCCGCCAUAUCGCAAGAUUAUUGCAAAGGGUUUAAAAAAAACAAAAGUGAACAUAAAUCUUCCCAUUUCUUCGAUGGGACUUUGA